This is a messenger RNA of Cataglyphis hispanica, 961 nucleotides long. RefSeq lists its product as uncharacterized. Gene Ontology annotation, biological process: mitochondrial respiratory chain complex I assembly. Bases 273 to 782 code for a protein of 169 amino acids. Lineage: Eukaryota; Metazoa; Arthropoda; Insecta; Hymenoptera; Formicidae. The record is from RefSeq and is a predicted model, not a curated record. The transcript is spliced from 3 exons.
CAUGCAUUGAACAUGCACGGAACGCAACCAUAGAUUGGUCGAUUUCUUCGAGGAGAAAACUUGAAUGAGUAGUCGGCAUUACGUAAUAUAGUGUGAACAAUUUACAAUAAUUUCCGUACGUGAAUCUUGUGAGAGGUGUUCGUAUCUCGUGUAUCGUGCAUUGCACAUUGUAUUUUUUAUUUUCGGAGUGACAUAACCUGAGACCUAUCCUAUCGCUAUCUGUUUAUGGCGAAUUAAGUUGUGAGAUUUGACAUACGAUUCGCGCCUCAACUAUGUUAUUACCAUAUCUAAUAAACAAUUGGAGAUACAGCAAUGCGCCUGAAGGCAAACAGCCGUUUGAAAAAGUGCUCGGGCUGAGUAAAUAUGGAUUUGGUGGUAGCUUUUUCAUUGGCGCAUAUGAUUGUAUACUAGUAUCGCAAUCAUACACCUUUUGGGAAGCAUUAAAUACAAUGUCUUAUUGGGUGGUACCUAUUACUGCCAUGUGUGCCACUUUUGCCUCUGUGGCAUAUACAGUGACAAAAAUUAGAGGAAAAGACGGCUACGCCAAUUAUGUUCUAGCUUCAUUAGCUACAAGUGGAGUCUUCUAUCAUUGGCAGAGAAACGGUGUGCUCACUCAUAGCUUCGCCGUUGCAUUAAUUGCGUGUUCCAUUAUUAAGAAACAUGGUGAUUUGAUUAAUUGGAAACCUUUUCCACUAGACGCUGAAUUAUUAACUCAACACACUACUUUCCCCUAUGAUUUUACUAUUGUCAAGGAUCCUAGGGGACGUAGGCCCUGGGAGUAAUGAUCUUUUGUAUAUAUAAAAAAAAAGAAAAGAAUUAGUGCUGCAUAAAAUUAAAUGGCGAUAUGUUAUACUAUACACAUAUAAUUGAUGAUAUAAAAAGAUACAUAAGAUGUAUCUUUUAUUUUCAUCCUGUAUUUAUUCAGAUUCUAGUACAAUAAAUAAAAAGAAUUGCAAAAGGA